AUGGUCGAUCGCCAUGACGGUGCAAUUGACGGCGACAGCGGCGACGAGGACCAGCCUCUCAUGACUGAAUCGGAACGACGCCAAGCCACAGGCGGCACGGACGGGGAUAUCGAUAACGGGAUCCAUGUCGGCGGCGGAGCUUCGCGCGGGCGCGGACCUGCCAAUGCCCAGGAUGCCCCGACCGUGAGCCAUCCCGACGACCGCCAUCACCCCGACGCGCCCCUCGACAGCGACAACACUCUCCACGUCGAGGACGACGACAGCGAUCCCCCGACGCCGCGCUUCGUGCAAGACGAACAUGCCUGGAAGCGCUGGAAGUGGGUGCCAUAUCCCGUCCGCCGCCUCAUCCGGGCCGUUCGCAAGUGGUCCAAGGGCCCGCCCAACGCCCAGCCAUAUCGCAUCAAACCCUUGUUCCCGGUCGUGCAAGAGUAUCCGCUGUGGCUCGUCGAGCGCUUUCUGCCCCGACGCAAACAACGCGCCUGGCUGCUCUUCUUCUUCUUCUCGAUAUGGCUGAUCGCCUUCGUCCUGGUCAAGCGCAAGGAGACCAUUGUCAGCGAAAUCGCUGGAUGGGGUGCGCCGCAGGCCAUCGGAUGCGGCACCUCGUAUUGGGACGCCGGAAACGAGUGUGGCAUCGAUGGCAGCCAGUGCCGGCCUUUUGCUGACAGCGGAUUCGCAUUUCGCUGCCCUGCGAGCUGUGACAAGUACCUGGUUCUCAACCCGCGCGCCGUGGGAGACCAGGAGGUCAUAUAUCAGCCUCUCGUCGUCGGCGGGCCGUCCAACGACGUGCACCCCGAACUCGCCACGUACCGUGGCGAUUCCUUCAUCUGCGGCUCGGCCAUCCACGCGGGUCUCAUCACCAACAAGAAAGGCGGCUGCGGCGUCGUGCAGCUCGUGGGCCGGCAGCAAGACUUUGUCGCCUCGCAGCGCAACGGCUUCACGAGCGUCGGCUUCGACUCGUACUUUCCGCUGUCAUUUCAAUUCCUGCCUGGAGUUGACUGCUCAUCCAGCGAUACCCGGUGGUCGCUCUUCGGCAUCUCACUGACCUUCACCAUUGUGCUAUCACUGUUCACGGCCUCGCCAGCGCUCUUCUUCUUUCCCGUCUUUACCGGGAUAUUCUGGACCGUCGGCAUGGCGCUGGAUCCGCCGACGGCUAAGACCGUUACCGCGCUCUUCUCGAACGUGCUGGGCAAGUUUAUCCCUGCCGCAUUCACGUCAUGGGUUAUUUUCGACAAGAUGGGCGUACGCCGCACGCUCACGGGGUUGACAGCCCAGGUCGAAAAGACGGUCCUGUGGCUGGGAGGCUGCUGGGUCGGCGCAAUGACAAACUACACACUCGACUUCAUCCCGAUCCAGCGACUCACUGCGCAUGAUCUGAACCAGCAGCCGGGCGCCAAGGCAGCGUUGGCCAUCAUCAUCAUUCUCCUCGUCGUCAUUGUUGCGUUCCAGGUGUGGUUUUUCCGCAUGGAAGCACGGUUCCGAAAGUACAUCAAGCUUUACCUGGUAUUCUUGCUCGGCAUCGUCAUAUCUCUCUUGCUGCCGGGGCUCAAUCUGCGCAUCCACCACUUCGUGCUUGCGCUGUUGUUGCUGCCCGGAACCAGCAUGCAGAUGCGGCCCUCGCUCUUGUAUCAGGGCCUCCUCGUUGGGCUGUUUAUCAACGGCAUCGCACGCUGGGGCUUUGGCCCGUUUUUGGAAACAGAUGCGGCGCUGCAGGGCGACGCGCAAAAGGGCACGCUGCUUCCGACCGUUCACGACCCGAUCAUUCACCUUAGCAACAACACUGCGGCGCUCUCCAACAUUACUUUCAGCUGGGAGGUGCCCGAAGCGAAGCGGUACGAUGGCAUCAGCGUUCUUGUCAACGACGUGGAGCGCUUCCGCUCCUACUUUGGCGACGAGGACGAGAAGAAGGAAUUCGUCUGGUCCCGGAAUAGCACGCUAGACCUGCCCGAGUAUUUCCGGUUCGCACUCAUGAGCGGCAGCGAUAGCGGCGACUAUACAAAGGCCGGGACGUGGACGGCGGGCGGCGACUGGAAGAAGAUGCAGCCCGGGCCGUCUCGCGUGAAGGCUCGGAGUGCUAUAGAGGGGGAGGGCAGGCUGCGGCGAUGA
Molecule: messenger RNA, 2103 nt
Organism: Purpureocillium lilacinum
Lineage: Eukaryota; Fungi; Ascomycota; Sordariomycetes; Hypocreales; Ophiocordycipitaceae
Source: RefSeq, a predicted model, not a curated record